Mesitornis unicolor (brown roatelo) is the source of this 3881-nucleotide messenger RNA. RefSeq names its product pogo transposable element with ZNF domain (gene POGZ). Gene Ontology annotation, biological process: regulation of DNA-templated transcription. The transcript has 16 exons. Gene Ontology annotation, molecular function: RNA polymerase II cis-regulatory region sequence-specific DNA binding; DNA-binding transcription factor activity, RNA polymerase II-specific. The annotation marks the transcript as partial. The record is from RefSeq and is a predicted model, not a curated record. NCBI's taxonomy places the organism in Eukaryota, Metazoa, Chordata, Aves, Mesitornithiformes, Mesitornithidae.
CUGGCAAUCCUCUUGUUCAGCAGAGCGGACAGCCCCUGAUCCUCACCCAAAACCCGGCCUCGGGUCUGGGCACGAUGGUGACGCAGCCGGUGUUGCGACCCGUACAGAUCAUGCAGAACGCCAACCACGUCACGAAUUCGCCGGUCACCAGCCAGCCCAUCUUCAUCACCACCCAGGGGUUUCCCGUGAGGAACGUGCGGCCUGUCCAAAACACCAUGAACCAGGUUGGGAUUGUUCUGAACGUGCAGCAAGGCCAGACAGUCAGACCCAUCACCCUCGUCCCAGCCCCAGGUACCCAGUUUGUUAAACCAACAGUCGGAGUUCCUCAGGUGUUCUCUCAAAUGGCCCAGGUGAGACCCGGUACGACCAUGCCGGUCCGACCCGCCGCCAACACCUUCACCACGGUCAUUCCGGCCACGCUCACCAUCAGGAGCACGGUACCGCAGUCCCAGGCACAACAGCAAAGUAAGUCCACACCCAGCACCUCCACAACUCCUACUGCAGCGCGGCCAACACCACUCGGACACUUAACUGUGCAGCAGCCAGGGCAGCCCUGUCACGCUACUAACCCCAAAUUAGUGAGCAUCGCCAGCUUCGUGACAGUGAAGAGGCCCGGAGUGACGGGUGAGAACAGCAACGAGGUGGCCAAGCUGGUGAACACCCUCAACACGGUUCCCUCGCUGGGCCAGAGCCCUGGCCCACUCGUGGUCUCCAACAGCAGCCCCGUGCACGGCUCCCAGAGAUCCAGUGCUUCAGAGUCGUCGUCGUCAUCAUCCAAAGUCAGCUCAUCUCCUAUUCCCACCUUUGAUCUGCAAGAUGGGGGCAGGAAGGUCUGCCCGAGAUGUGAUGCUCAGUUUCGAGUCACUGAAGCUUUAAGAGGACAUAUGUGUUACUGCUGCCCUGAAAUGGUUGAAUUCCUCAAGAAAAGAAAAUCUCUAGAAUCUGAACCAAAUAUUCAAUCUGCAAAGCCUCCAUCUCCAGAAAAAACGACGGCUGUUGCUUCACCACCCUCCUCUACUCCUAUCCCCGCACUGUCCCCACCUGCUAAAGCUCCAGAGCCAAGCGAAAACGUAGUCGACUCAUCCCAAAGUAAGCUCAUCAUGUUAGUAGAUGACUUCUACUAUGGCAGAGACGGUGGCAAAGUGAACCAGCUGCUCAACUUCCCCAAGGUUCCCACCUCCUUCAGGUGUCCGCACUGCACCAAGAGGCUAAAGAACAACAUACGGUUUAUGAACCACAUGAAGCACCACGUGGAGCUGGACCAGCAGAACGGCGAGGUGGACGUCCACACCAUCUGCCAGCACUGCUACAGACAAUUCUCCACUCCCUUCCAGCUCCAGUGCCACUUGGAGAACGUCCACAGUCCCUAUGAGUCAACAACCAAGUGCAAGAUUUGCGAAUGGGCAUUCGAGAGCGAGCCCAUGUUCCUGCAGCACAUGAAGGACACUCACAAGCCUGGGGAGAUGCCCUACGUUUGUCAGGUCUGUCAGUACCGCUCGUCGCUCUAUUCUGAAGUGGACAGCCACUUCCGAAUGAUCCACGAGGACACGCGGCACCUGCUCUGUCCGUACUGUCUCAAAGUCUUCAAGAACGGCAACGCUUUCCAACAGCACUUCAUGAGGCAUCAGAAGAAGAGUGUUUAUCACUGCAACAAGUGCAGACUCCAGUUCCUAUUUGCCAAGGAUAAAAUUGAACACAAGCUGCAGCACCACAAAACUUUCCGGAAGCCCAAACAGUUGGAAGGGUUGAAACCUGGAACCAAGGUUACAAUCAGGGCGUCCAGAGGCCAGCCGCGGGCAGUGCCGAUAUCUUCGAAUGAGAUGCCGCAGGGCGCCGGCCAGGAAACCGCUCCGCUCUCGUCUGCCGAUCCCCAGCCCAUCUUCCUGUACCCGCCCGUCCAGAGGAGCGUCCAGAAGAGAGCGGUCAAAAAAAUGAGCGUCCUGGGGCGGCAAACUUGUCUGGAGUGCAGCUUCGAGAUCCCCGACUUCCCAAACCACUUCCCCACCUACGUGCACUGUUCGCUGUGUCGCUACAGCACCUGCUGCUCCAGGGCUUACGCCAACCACAUGAUCAACAACCAUGUUCCUCGGAAGAGUCCAAAAUACUUGGCUUUGUUUAAAAACUAUACUGCCUGUGGUGUGAAGCUGUCCUGCUCCUCUUGUCUCUUCGUAACAUCCGAGGGUGAUGCCAUGGCCAAACAUCUGGUCUUCAAUCCAUCCCACGAGUUUAGUAACAUUAUUUUCCGAGGGCCUACUUGUCUAUCGCAUUCCAGGCACGUUCAGCCCCAGGACAAAAGCACGAAGAACACGUGUCCUACCUAUUCCCCCAGCAAAGCUGCUACUGUGAAAACAAAGUCCGUGUUACCUGCGCAGGAUGACCUGGAGCCUGAGCUGGCCCCAGCAGCCUACGGCAGACCUCUGGCCUGCCAGGAAGAAGAGUGCUUAAAUAUUGAUGCCGCAGAAGACGAGCAACCGUCCAAGGAGCCCGAGCCUGCGAGCAAAAAGGAGCAGCUGUCGGUAAAAAAGCUGCGGGUCGUACUGUUUGCCUUGUGCUGCACCACGGAGCAGGCUGCGGAGCACUUCCGAAAUCCCCAGAGGCGGAUCAAGCGCUGGCUGCGGAGGUUUCAGGCUUUCCAAGAGGAGAACUUGGCGUCGCUGUCGGAGGGCAAAUACCUCAGCUUAGAGGCCGAAGAGAAGCUGGCGGAGUGGGUCCUGACGCAGAGAGAGCAGCAGCUGCCCGUCAACGAGGAGACGCUGUUCCAGAAAGCCACCAAGAUUGGCCGGUCCCUGGAAGGCGGCUUCAAGAUCUCCUACGAGUGGGCGGUGAGGUUCAUGCUGCGGCACAACCUCAGCACGCACACCCGCAGGGCGGUGGCUCACCCCCUCCCCAAAGACGUGGAGGACAACGCCAGCUGCUUCAUCGAGUUCGUGCAGCGUCAGAUCCACACGCAGGACCUGCCCCUCUCCAUGAUCGCGGCCAUCGACGAAAUCUCCCUCUUCCUCGACGUGGAGGUGCUGAGCAGCGACGACCGGAAGGAGAACGCCCUGCAGACGGUGGGGACCGGGGAGCCCUGGUGCGACGUGGUCCUCACCAUCCUGGCCGACGGCAGCGUUCUCCCCACGCUGGUUUUCUACAGGGGGCGCGUGCGGCAGCCCGCCAACGUGCCCGAGUCCAUCGUGUUGGAGGCGAAGGAGAGCGGAUACAGCGACGACGAAGUGAUGGAGCUGUGGUCGUCGCGAGUGUGGCAGGAGCACACGCGGUGUCAGAACAGCAAGGGCAUGCUGGUGCUGGACUGUCACCGAACGCACCUCUCGGAAGAGGUACUGGCCUUGCUGAGCGCUUCCAGCACCCUGCCCGCCGUCGUCCCCGCAGGCUGCAGCUCCAAAAUCCAACCUCUGGAUGUUUGUAUCAAAAGGACUGUGAAAAAUUUCUUGCAUAAAAAAUGGAGGGAGCAAGCCAAGGAGAUGGCGGACUCCACGUGCGACUCGGACAUCCUCCUCCAGCUGGUUUUGUGCUGGCUGGCCGAGGUGCUGGAGGUCAUCAGUGACUCUCCCGAACUGGUGCAGCAGUCGUUCCUGGUAGCCAGCGUGCUGCCGGGGCCGGACGGCACGGCCAACUCGCCCACGCGCAACGCCGACAUGCAGGAGGAGCUGAUCGCCGCGCUGGAGGAGCAGCUGAAGCUCAGCGCCGAGCAGCAGCAGCAGCAGCAGCAGCAGGAAGAGGAGGAGGAGGAGGCGGAGGAGGAGGCCGAGGGUCAGGACCGGCCCCCGACCGAGGAGUGCGCAGACCCCGAAAUCCUCCACCGCCUCUUCGAGGGGGAGAGCGAGACUGAGUCCUUCUACGGCUUCGAAGACGCCGAUUUGGAUCUGAUGGAAAUCUGA